Molecule: messenger RNA, 1477 nt
Organism: Oryzias melastigma (Indian medaka)
Lineage: Eukaryota; Metazoa; Chordata; Actinopteri; Beloniformes; Adrianichthyidae
Exons: 4
Coding region: 103-735 (210 amino acids)
Biological process (GO): sterol biosynthetic process
Cellular component (GO): endoplasmic reticulum
Molecular function (GO): sterol 24-C-methyltransferase activity
Source: RefSeq, a predicted model, not a curated record
UGGAAGAGCGGAGUCACACUGCGCCUGCGUCAACGGGAGAAGCUCCGCCUCCUUACAGGAAGAGUCAGGCGGACCAGCACAGUCAACAAAAACACAGUUAGGAUGUGGGCUACAAAACUGGGGAAACAGCUGGGCAAUCCCACUAAGUCAAUAGCGGGAUGGCUGGUCAGCAAGUUGUUUAAGGCUCGUAAUAAGGUCCUUGAGGAGCAUGCUGUGCAGCUGUGUGGGAUCCAGCCAGGGGACACCGUGCUCGAGCUGGGUCAUGGCCCAGGUCUGGGUUUGGAAUCGGCAGUGAAGCUGCUCACUGGUCCAACGGGUCACCUUAUUGGAGUGGAUUACUCCGAGUAUAUGCACCAGAUGGCAAAGGAACGGAUGAAGGAUCUUCUCGCCACUGGGAAGGUUACCCUACACCACUGUGAUGUAGCUGCAAUGCCUGUCGCAGACAACAGCGUGGAUAAAGUUUUUCACUGUAACUGCUACUACUUUUGGCCAGACCAGAAAAAGGCAGCUCUAGAAAUCCACCGCGUUAUGAAACCUGGAGGCCUGAUGGUGAGCACACUGAGGCUAGCACAUGUGGCUGUUUUGGGAGGCAAAGGUGUGAUGCCAGGAGAAAACUGGCGCCCAGAGGCCUACAUGUCAGCUCUGAGAGACUCUGGCUUCACUGAUGUUAGGAUGGAAGACAAGCAACACAAUGAUUUAACAUUUCAAGCUAUUUUUGCCACAGCAUCCAAAUGAGCACAUGUGCACUUGACCCAAAAGAGCAAUCAAAAGAUUUUGAAUGAUGUGCCUUCAGCGAAACAUUAGCCAUACAGUUAACCACUUUGUGCUGUUUUGUUGUUGUUCAGACAUUCUACAGCACUUCACUGACAGUGUUAAACAAAUUAAUGUGUUGAUUAUAAAUGUGCCAGAUAUGUUAAAAACAUAUUCUAAAGGAAUCAAAUUUUAAUAUAGUAGUCAUGACAAACAGUUGCAUUAAAUACAUAGUCAACAAUAAAACGAAACAGAGGAGAUGGGGCUGGUUGUCACAUUUCCUACACUAUCAAAGAAAAUUCCUUGGAUCUAAAAAAAAUCCCCUCUUAACAGUGUUGUUGGUAUGACAGAAACAAUUUAUGUUUAGAGGAUCUUUAGUCAAACAUUAGACAUCAAUAUCAAGUCACAGCACUGUGAACCUGCUCCAUUUUCUUGGAAUUAAGCAAUUUGAUUAACUAUUUUCUUUGUUUUGUUUUUAUUUUUAAUUCAAGAAACAUAAAUAUCAGGGUAUUUUUGCAUAUUUUUCCAAACACUACAAAAUACACAAUGAUGUAUUAAAUAAAAUGUUCAUAUAUAAACAUGAAUGUGUCGUCAUAUUUCAAAUAGGAGUGCGUUUAGACAAAAACAAAGUAAUAUCUCCUCAUUGAAAUUCAGUGAUAUUCUUAAAGAAAUAAAACUGAAACAGAAGCAGACAUUGUUCAUAGGCUGCAAUCUAUAUUUUGGAGGA